Molecule: messenger RNA, 2894 nt
Organism: Daphnia carinata
Lineage: Eukaryota; Metazoa; Arthropoda; Branchiopoda; Diplostraca; Daphniidae
Product: G1/S-specific cyclin-E1-like
Exons: 9
Coding region: 425-1804 (459 amino acids)
Biological process (GO): G1/S transition of mitotic cell cycle; regulation of cyclin-dependent protein serine/threonine kinase activity
Cellular component (GO): cyclin E1-CDK2 complex; cytoplasm; centrosome
Molecular function (GO): cyclin-dependent protein serine/threonine kinase regulator activity
Source: RefSeq, a predicted model, not a curated record
CUCAUCUCCAACUCGUUUUAUUCACUCUGGUUCAUCGCUACUAAAAUCAAAUUGCAUCGAUCGAUCCACGAAAUGUUGAGCUUGAUGAUCGUGUCAAAAUCUUGAUUAUCGGACGAGCCGUUUGGAUUCAGUUGGGAUUUUUUAGAACGAUACCAGAGUGCGACGACUUGUUGGCCCAGCGCGCGUUUUUCUCCCAUUGUCCAUUGGGCGCCAAGUGCGCCGCCACCGUUGCUUUCCAUCAUCCCCCACGACGAAUGUGUCAAACCUUUGACGCUUUAUUUCUACAUCUUUUAAGUGUUUCUUUGUCAAGUGAACAACAUCAGUGUGUAGCAUUUUCAUUCCUCUAUCGAAUCCUGUUUGACCAGAGGUGUUGAAGGAAUUGACUGCCCUCAACCUAUUUCACUCUGUCUGAAUUUGCUGGAAAAUGUCCAGGAGAGGAUGCAGAGUGACAAACAAGAGGGAAUCGCUGCCUGGCCAGAAGUUGCUACCUGUCAUCCUCAACCGAAAGCGUAAAUCUGAAACUCAUGUGGAGGAUUACGAGAAUGAUGUGAGGGGAAUGAGAGCAAGGCAGCCAUGUCACCAGCAACAGGGAUGGGAGGAAGGUGCAGGAUGGGAGACAUCCAGUCAAUCAUCAUCAUCAGCUGCCAGCACUUCUACAUCAAAUUUCCGUCGAUUGGCAGUUUCAUCGCAGCUUUUAACAUCGCGAUUGAGUCCAUUUCCCAAAUUCAACUGGGCAGAUCCGGAAGAAGUGUGGAGCUCAUUGUGUCGUAAAGAUCGCCUCUACAAAAGGAAUCAUGACUACAUUUUGGCCCACCCAUCUCUGCAGCCUCGAAUGAGAGCCAUACUUCUUGAUUGGCUCGUCGAGGUUUGCGAAGUGUACCGGUUGCAUCGCGAGACUUAUCAUCUUGCCUUGGACUUUGUGGAUCGUUAUUUGGCAACUCAAAGUGAUGUUCCCAAACAACAGCUUCAGUUGAUAGGUAUCGCAUCUUUGUUCAUCGCCGCCAAAAUCGAAGAAAUUUAUCCACCCAAGUUGAACGAGUUUGCAUACGUAACUGACGGUGCUUGCAGUGAAGCAGAAAUCAUGAUGAAAGAACUAGUUAUCAUGAAGAGUCUUAACUGGGAGCUCUCUCCAGCCACGGCCAACUGCUGGCUUGGAAUUUACAUGCAACUGGCUAACGCAUUGGAGGACAAGGAAGAGCUCGAAUCCAAAGAGAACAAUGUCACCAACAAAAUGGAAAUGAAACAGUUUUCCAGCCACACCUUUGUUCAAGCUGCACGACUCCUAGACCUUUGCACCAUGGACAUUCUCAGUCUUCGAUAUACGUAUAGUGCCAUCGCCGCCGCUGCAGUUUACCAUAUUGUGGGUGAACGAGUGGCGAUCGAGUGCUCUGGUUACACAUGGGAAGAGAUUUCGUCCUGCAUCUACUGGAUGGCUCCUUUUGCUUUGACACUUCGAGAGUCUGGACCAGUUGAAGUUAAAACUUUUUCGCAAAUUCCUAUUGAGGAUACGCACAACAUCCAAACACACAAUGUCGACCUCAGUAUCCUGGAAGCCGCUCAAAGCCGAUUAACAGAUUGUGGUGCGUCACCACCUAGUCCAGCGGUAGGGCCGCUGGGCAUGCUGACGCCUCCGCAAAGUAAGAACAAGGGCCGACUUAGCGCUCCGCUUUCGCCGGUCAACAGCAACACCACUGCCAAUGCUGUUGUACUGACACCUUCCACCUUGAACUCUGAAAGCCCUCGAUGUUCUGCAAUGACCUCUGAGUGGAAUGACGACAUCCAAUCGACCCAUUCGUAUUCAUAAUCAUUUUUAAUUCAUUCUUUUUUUAACGGCAUCAUUUUUGCGCGCGUUAUUGCUCGUUGUUCGAAGGGGCAUGGCUUCAAAAAAAAAUCUUUUCUCCUUCUUUCUGUUGUUGGAAGCUGGACGACCGCAAUAAGAGUGCCAUUUCUUUUUUUUUCCUUGUUACACAUAGAAAGAGAAAAGAUGUGGGAAACAUUUCCAUGUCACCGGUAAUUAUUUGACAGGGAUUUAAUGAUUCCACCCUUUAAUUUUUCUUCCUUAUUUUCUUUUUUUAAAGGGAAAGGCAUUAUUUUUAAAAUCUUUUUCAUGAAAACCGAUUUAUGAGGGUUACUUCCUUUUAUUUUUGGUUUAUCAGAGAAUUAACGAAGCGCAUGAUAGUCUAGUCCUUUCAGUUGCAAUAAUGCCUUGGGUUGGGUGGGGUUGAAGCCAUUCUCAACUCGAACGCCGUACUGUUAUAACCACAUCUCAAGGACGUCCUUUGCAUUUGAUUUUCAUUUGCCGUUUUUUUUUUUUCUUCCUCUUUUUCAUUUCAUUUUGUCUUAACGGUUUCAAGAAAAAAGAGCUGCCUAACCUAUUCGUCUUUUUUCAAAAGCGCAGUGUAUUUUAUGCGAUUGACGUCAUCGUCAUUGAAAUUUUAGAUCCCCUUUCUAGCAUUGCAUACUUUUUUGGUAAGUGUGUGUGACGAUUAACCCGCCCGUCACCUUUUUUUUUUUAAAACUUAGCCCGUAAUGCCUUAAUUGAUUCUCUCCCAUUUGAACGAAACAAUAAAGAUGUGCCAGACUUUGAAUUAAAAGAAUGUUUACGUCAGAAAACGAAAGUUGAAAAGAGUUGGUGAACUCGACAUCUGGACAUCUUUAUUCAUUCCUUUUCACGUUUAAUCUUAAUUGUUCUCGCCCAUUUUUUUGGAUCCAGCAUAUUGUACUGCCAAUUGUUGUACAUUUCUCCGUCAUCAGCCAAUCCUCACCCUCCAUUUUUUUGCCAAUUUUCUUUCAUUAUUUUUCCUGAAUAAUCCCAUUAUGAUUUUGCCAUGUCAUCACAUCAGUCCCAAUUUUUGUCUCCCUGAGGUUAACAAAUAAACUAUAUUUCAAUAAUA